Molecule: messenger RNA, 1383 nt
Organism: Macrosiphum euphorbiae (potato aphid)
Lineage: Eukaryota; Metazoa; Arthropoda; Insecta; Hemiptera; Aphididae
Source: the annotation of a GenBank genome assembly
AUGGGAUUAAAUAAAUCGAUUAUUUUAAUCAACCGUAGCCGUAUGGCACCCGUAGAUGCCCUGAGCCGCGCCGCCCCGCCGACUUUCGACACGGAAGAAAUAUCGGUCGAACACGAGCUUACCAAACGGCUCGACGUCUUUGUUGCUAUGACUGUCGUGGACAAAGUGCGGUUUAUGCAACAAGGUGACGCCGCGAGCGCAAAUCUGAUUAAUUUGAUGAAAACAACAAGAAAACUCACCAAGCACGAGAAGUCCCUGACUGAGCCGUACGAACUACACGAUGGUGUCCUGUACCGAAGACAUGCCGGAAAAUCGUUAUUAGUCGUGCCUCGGUCGAUGAGGAAAGGGAUCGUCGUUGGUGCACACGAUUACGGGGGUCAUUUUUCGUUGGACCGAACUGUCGCAAAGAUCACCGAGGACUAUUGGUUUACCGGACUACGCCGAUAUGUCAAACAGCACAUCCAAAUGUGCCUGGAUUGCCUAAUACACAAGGUACCCGCCGGCAAGAAUCCAGGCUACCUACAUCCAAUAUCGACUGGUAGGCGACCGUUCGAAGUAGUACACAUCGACCAUCUGGGUCCUUUUGAAACCAGCGCCACAGGUAACAAGUACCUAUUGGUACUGGUGGAUAACCUAACAAAAUACACGCAUCUGUAUCCGUGCCGUACCACGGACACCGCCGGUGUACUGAACAGAUUGACGAAAUUCUGUGACACGCGCGGAAUUCCCGGACGUAUCAUAAGCGAUCGUGGUACCUGCUUCACCGGGAAGGCGUUUGGGAAAUUCUGCCAAAGUCGAGGUAUUCGCCACACGUUAAACUCAACACGUCACCCGCAGGCCAAUGGGCAGGUCGAGCGCGCGAAUCGGACCAUUGUGCCAUUGUUAGCCAUAAUGACAACCAAUCAAGAUCGAUGGGACGAACGGAUACCGGAACUGGAGAGACACCUCAACUCCGCCGUAAACAAAACAAGCACUCGUACACCCUUUGAGGCACUCCAUGGAUACCGACCAAGGUAUGUGGGAGGCGUGGUCAACACACUGAGCCGUUCUAGUGGUGAAUGGACCAACCCAAAUGACGUGCAAGACUCUGUACGAAAUGCUAUUGCCACAGGCCAGGCAAACAUGAAGGCCUAUUACGACCGGAACCGUUAUCCGGGAACAAGGUACGAAGUGGGGGAGGUCGUUGUUAUGUUACGGCAACCACGUCCAGAUCAACCCACUAAACUACAGGCAAAAUAUCGAGAGAAGCCCCUACACGUGAUGGAGGUGUUGCCAGGAGACACCUAUAGGGUGGCUGAGGUGGCCUCCGACGGUCGAGAGGUGUACGCCACCACCGCCCACACCACUCAGCUAAAAUCAUGGAAGAUUCUGCAAAUGCUGAUA